Messenger RNA from Pantherophis guttatus, 4637 nucleotides. The record is from RefSeq and is a predicted model, not a curated record. Lineage: Eukaryota; Metazoa; Chordata; Lepidosauria; Squamata; Colubridae.
AAACCAUCAAGUACUGUAUUGCUAGAAAGGAAUGAGGAAGAAGAGAAGCACUGAGGAACUUCCUGUACCGGAUCCCUCAUGGGUGGAAGGUGGCUUGCAGAGCGGCUUUUGGGCUCUUCUAAAAGUUGAAGCAUCAGCUGGAAGACAAAGAUGAUGCCAACAUAAACACACUGGACAACUGAGAAUAACAAGGAACACUGAAAAGCAAAGCAAAUUGAAGCAGAAAUAAAAAUAUGUUCUAUUUCCUUCAGAAAGCUGCAGAAUUCAUCUACUUCAUCAACAGGAAAGAGACAGAAAAGAGAAAAUCAUGAAGAGAUUUGCAGCUGGAAAAAGUAGAUUAUAUAGAAUUUAAGAAUACGUUACUUGAAAAGGUCAAAGGAGAUCAUUUUUCCAUUCAGAAAAAGAGGGAAAUACCUGGAAGGCAGUGGGGAAGAAAAUGUCAAUUGGAUAGUCACAUAUGGCAGCCAGUAAUGCAGGCACCAACAAAAUAAGGAAUCACACAUAUUUUUGAUCUCCUCAAGAAUGUCAGUGAUGGAAAAGCUCCAUAGAUGUGCCUAUUGUGGGAAAAGUAAACAGUUCAUAUCACAAGAGGAUCCACACUGAACAAAAGCCAUAUAAAUACUCUGAAUGUGGCAAAACUUUAGUCAGAAUAGCUCCCUUGCGAUUCACAGACGGAUCCUCAUAGUAGAGAUGCCCUACAACUGCUCCCAAUGUGGUAAAUGCUUUUGCAAGCAUGGCAACUUUGUGAUACAUCAGAGGACUCACACCAGGGAGAAACCAUAUGAGUGUCCAGAUUGUGGGAAACGUUUCACAGCAAAUUCCCACCUGGUGAACCACCAGAGGACUCACACAGGAGAGAAACCCUUUGAAUGUCCUGAUUGUGGGAAAGGUUUCAGUUUCAAUUCCAGCCUGGUGAACCACCAGAGGACUCACACAAGAGAGAAACCCUUUGAAUGUCCUGAUUGUGGGAAACGUUUCAGUGAGAAUUCCAGUCUGGUGAACCACCAGAGGACUCACACAAGAGAGAAACCCUUUGAAUGUCCUGAUUGUGGGAAAGGUUUCAGUGUCAAUUCCAUCCUGCUGAUACACCAGAGGACUCACACAGGAGAGAAACCCUUUGAAUGUCCUGAUUGUGGGAAACAUUUCAGUGUCAGUUCCAACCUGCUGAUACACCAGAGAACUCACACAGGAGAGAAACCCUUUGAAUGUCCUGAGUGUGGGAAACGUUUCAGUGUCAAUUCCCGCCUGCUGAUACACCAGAGAAUUCACACAGGAGAGAAGCCCUUUGAAUGUCCUGAAUGUGGGAAAAGCUUCACUCAGACUUCCAGCCUGGUGAAACACCAGAGGACUCACACAGGAGAGAAACCCUUUGAAUGUCCUGAUUGUGGGAAAUGUUUCAGUGAGAAUUCCAGCCUGGUGAAACACCAGAGGACUCACACAGGAGAGAAACCCUUUGAAUGUCCUGAUUGUGGGAAAGGUUUCAGUGUCAAUUCCAGCCUGCUGAUACACCAGAGAACUCACACAGGAGAGAAACCCUUUGAAUGUCCUGAUUGUGGAAAAGGUUUCAGUGUCAAUUCCAUCCUGCUGAUACACCAGAGAACUCACACAGGAGAGAAGCCCUUUGAAUGUCCUGAAUGUGGAAAAAGCUUCACUCAGAAUUCGAACCUGGUGAAACACCAGAGGACUCACACAAGAGAGAAACAGUUUGAAUGUCCUCAUUGUGGGGAACGUUUCAGUCAGAAUUCCAACCUGGUGAAACACCAGAGGACUCACACAGGAGAGAAACCCUUUGAAUGUCCUGAGUGUGGGAAAGGUUUCAAUGUCAAUUCCCACCUGCUGAUACACCAGAGAACUCACACAGGAGAGAAACCCUUUGAAUGUCCUGUUUGUGGAAAAGGUUUCAGUGUCAAUUCCCACCUGCUGAUACACCAGAGAACUCACACAGGAGAGAAGCCCUUUGAAUGUCCUGAAUGUGGGAAAAGCUUCACUCAGAAUUCCAACCUGGUGAAACACCAGAGGACUCACACAGGAGAGAAACCCUUUGAAUGUCCUGAUUGUGGGAAAGGUUUCAGGGAGAAUUCCAACCUGGUGAAACACCAGCGGACUCACACAAGAGAAAAACCCUUUGAAUGUCCUGAUUGUGGGAAAGGUUUCAGUGUCAAUUCCCGCCUGCUGAUACACCAGAGAACUCACACAGGAGAGAAGCCCUUUGAAUGUCCUGAAUGUGGGAAAAGCUUCACUCAGACUUCCAGCCUGGUGAAACACCAGAGGACUCACACAGGAGAGAAACCCUUUGAAUGUCCUGAUUGUGGGAAAGGUUUCAGUCACAAUUCCCACCUGCUAAUACACCAGAGAACUCACACAGGUGAGAAGCCCUUUGAAUGUCCUGAAUGUGGGAAAAGCUUCAGUCAGAAUUCCUACCUGGUGAUACACCAGAGGACUCACACAGGAGAGAAACCCUUUGAAUGUCCUGAUUGUGGGAAAUGUUUCAGUCAGAAUUCCAACCUGGUGAAACACCAGAGGACUCACACAGGAGAGAAACCCUUUGAAUGUCCUGAUUGUGGGAAACAUUUCAGACAGAAUUUCCACCUCAUUGGCCACCAGAGGACUCACACAGGAGAGAAACCCUUUUAAUGUCCUGAUUGUGGGAAAAGUUUCAGUGUCAAUUCCUACCUGGUGAUAUACCAGAGGACUCACACAAAAGAAAACCAUACGAGUCUUCGGAUUGUUGGAAAGAUUUCAGUAUUUCGUCUAACCUUUACACACAGGAGAGAAACCUUUCCAAUGUCCAUUUUGUGAACAAUGUUUUAGGCAUAAAUCAUCUCUGAUUACUCACAAGAAAAUGCAUGAGGCAAAUAUUGAACAGUUUAGAGAAAGUUUGAAAUUCAUUUCUGAUCUCCCAUUCUGAGUAUAGAUGAGAAAUUGAUUAUUUAAAUUCUGGACUGAUUCUUUUUAGUCAAGAGAUCUCAGGAUUAGACUUGUAGGUGGGGAGAGAAAAAUGGAAAGUAUUAGUUUGAGAAAGGCUAACUACCUGUUUCUGAUUAUCAGCAGUACUUUCUGCAAACAGGCCUUUGGGUGGUGUUUUUUGUAUUUUGAUUAUGAAAUUCCGAUGUGGAGUUUCAGCCUUCUAUGUUGGUGAACUCCAGAUUUUGAACCUCACAAUUUCCCAGCCAGCAUACAAGUAAUACUCGAGAUACAACUGUGAUGAGAACCAACUAUUAUAAAUUCAUUUAGCAAUGGCAAUAGUGCUUUGGUUAACUAACCCCAUCCCAUGCUGUCUGUUAUGCAGCUAUUAAAUGAAUGUGCAAGUUGCUAAAUAGGACACUGGCUACCUCAGUGUUCGGGAAAACUCUCAGAGGCUUAGCCCAGGCCCAGGCUUGCCCACUUCCCACCAGGCAUCCCUAGGCCUCCUCCACCCUCACCCCCAAGACACGUAUGGUUCCCCCAAUGUAGGGGUGAAAUGCUACAGGUUUCCUCCGGUUCGGAGGAAGCCCCCCCCCACAAGCCUUCCCACAGAGUAACCCCCUAGGCCUUUUCCCACUCCCACUGGCUCCCUGCAGGCCUUAGGCCAUUCUGUCACGGGGCCUUCCAAUUACGAUUACACCUUGCAGCAGCUGUUUAACGAGACUGCUUUGCUUAAUUGCAGACUUAGGCUUUCCUUCCAAAGGCUUCCCGUAACCCAUCUCUUAGGUCUCCCCAGGACAUUCCUUCCCUCCCAGAGUCUCCCCAGGCCUCUUUCAUAAAACAGGGUCCCUGUAGUCCUUAGGUCGAAUUCCAACCAGGCCUCAUAGCGUCCUCCUCUUUAUCUUUUGAAGACAUCUGAACCUUAUAUUGGGGAAGGAGGGUAGGACGGAAAUCUCUCAGCUGUAUGACUAUUUCAUGGAAGCAGCCGUUAUUUUUACUGUGCCUGGGAUUCAUCGCUGGGCCCUGAGGUGGAUUUGUGGAAGUGGCUGCCAUUUUGCCACAACUGCCUCAGGACCAAAAUGGCGGCUGCUUCUGGGUCAUUGUCAUGCAGGAGAGGGAGAAACUGCUCUGUUUCGCUACCUUAACACUGUGCAGAAAGCCUUAAGGAAUUGUGGGUGCACUGAAAAUGAUGGCUGCUUCCAUGAGAUCUUGAAAAUUUACCUGUGAAAAAGGUGUUGGGCUUGUGGGGAGUAGGCCCGAGGCCCAGUGAAAAAAAGCAGUGUAACAUUUCAAAUGAAAAGCUUUUCUGCCUUGCAGAUGAACCUGGUGGAGAAGAGCUGUAGGAAUACUGAGUUGAGGAGAAAAGGGAUCGUGGCUUUGAUCACAAGAUCUCCAGGUUUAUUAGCAACUCCUGCUGUGAUCUCCUCUUCUUGGAAAUGCCUGCUUGUUACCCUUUGAUGGCUUCUGGGUGACACCAGCACCAUAUUGCUGACAUACGUGUUGCAUCCCCCUUUGAGUUGGUGAUAUGAGGGGAAAAAUGUACAAUGGAAAAUGUUUCAUUUUAAAAAACGCAUUGUGUAAGAACAAUACUUUUGACAAGAAAAAAAAGGGGAGUGUCAGUAUUGCUAUGAACAGUUGGGUAACACAAGAUUCUCAGACUUGCCUCAAACUGUGAGAUGGGCAGCGAAUAAAUUUAUUAAUCAAUAAAUUUAAUAAUAAAAAGGUAACAUAAA